GAUGAUGAUGAUUUUGACCUCCCAAUGCGCUCUCCAAAAUCUGGCGACAUGCAGGGUGCCUACGAAGUGUGGAACACUCUUCCAGAGGUGGUUAAGAAGGAUCCGUCGUUUGAGCCAUUUCGGCGCUACGGACAUCGACUGGAUCAAGAGGUUCACAUCUCCCCCAGCGGGAGCACGGGUGCCAAGAGGAAAAAAGCCCUGACUUUUGAUGUGGAUGUAGGAGGUUUGUCUCCUAAGGUACAGUCCUCAGGCGGUUCCUCAGUGCCAACUGUCAUGAUAAUCAACCCCUCGGACGAGAGUCUCCAUCUGAGCUUGGAUGAGGAUGAGAUUGCCAAUUGUCCUGCUGGGCCGUCGAGUAAAGUGGAAGAAGAAAAAGAGAGCUUUGACAAGGAAAUGAUGAGUUUUUCUGACUCGAACUCGUCCUGGUGGGUUCAAAGCUUGAAGAUCUCUUUUCUGCUUAGCAUCUGGAUUAUGUCUUGUGUCGUCUUGAUGCUUGUGAAGACGUAUUCAGAUAUCAACAACUCCCAUCAGAUCUCAGUUCCACCAAACUUGACUAGAAGCUACUGGAUCUUGCAGAGUCCGACUAUGCGGCAGAUAAAAGUGGAUCUGGAAGGAGCUAUCCUUCCUACAUACUACGGUAACCUCACCACCAAGUUUAUGAGAGUCUGGGUGGAUCUCAUACAAACUAGAAUACCGAGGAGUAACAUUACUCAACACAAUAUCUUCUAUCGUAAGACAAUAUCAAAUGUUUGGAUGGUUCCAAUCGUCUCAGAAGAUGUGAUCGACUUUGCUCCAGAAGUUCGCCAAUCAAAACUGUUUGACAUUAAUGACAUUGAGUUUGAGAUGAUUCCCAACAGCCUAAUGUGUCUACAGUUCACCACCAAUCUCGCAGCCAGCUUCUCCAUCUCUAUUAGUUAUGACUUGUCUCCAAUCAACACAGAUGAUGGAAUCGUGUAUGCAGCCUUCAUACUGCUGGGACUGUACUUCCUCAUCAUAACAGAGAUAGUUCACCGCACUGUGGCGGCCAUGCUUGCUGCAACUGUCUCAGUGGCUGUUCUUGCUUUGUUUGGAGAGCGGCCAAGCCAUCAGGAUAUAGUUUCAUGGGUGGACCUCGAGACUUUGACUCUGCUCUUUUCCAUGAUGGUGUUUGUUGCGAUAUUCUCCGAGACUGGUGUCUUUGACUACUUAGCAGUGGUGGCUUACAGGCUCAGCUGUUACUUAACCACAAAGUACAAGUUCUUCAAGCUGAUGGGAGGAAGAAUUUGGAUGCUGAUAAAUAUCCUCUGCAUCAACACUGUUCUGGUUUCCUCUUUCUUGGACAAUGUCACCACCAUCUUGUUAAUGACUCCAGUCACCAUCAGGUUAUGUGAAGUGAUGGAGCUGAACCCAACACCGGUUCUGAUGGCAAUGAUUAUUUUCUCCAACAUUGGAGGAGCCAUCACUCCGAUUGGAGACCCUCCAAAUGUUAUCAUCGCCAACAACAAGGACAUCGUUAGUGCUGGAAUUACUUUUGGAGUGUUCACUACACGGAUGGGUAUACCCCUCACCAUCAUAAUGAUCCUGGUGCACUUCCAACUGAGGUACAUGUUCAGAAACAUAAAGGACUUGCAGUAUACAGAUCCAAAAGAUGUUCAAGAGUUGAGGCAUGAGAUAGUGAUAUGGCAGAGAGCGGCUGCAUCUUUAUCUUCCUACAGCAAGGAGGAGGAUUACGUGAGAGAGACGCUUAUGAAGAAAGUUCAACGACUGCUCAGUGAGCUCAAGAAGAAGCUACUCACUGGCAGCAUUGCAAUGGAGACUUACAGGGAGGACAUAGAAGAACUUGCUCAAAAGUUCCCCAUCAGAGACAAGCCGCUGUUGCUAAAGUCCACUCUUGCGCUGAUGUUCGUGAUCGUCACGUUCGCUCUACAGUCUAUGCUGGAGCUACAUCUGUCCAUGGGCAGCAUUGCUUUCCUUGGAGCUCUCCUGUUGCUACUGCUCGACCGGGAGGACAUUGUCGACGUGUUAGCUCGCGUCGAGUGGAGCACGUUAUUGUUCUUCACCUCACUUUUCAUUUUAAUGGAGGGUCUCUCCCGCCUGGGGCUAAUAGACUUCAUCGGACACCAAACAGAGCAGGUAGUUAAGUCUGUUCACCCGGAAUACCGUCUGGCCGCCAGUAUCUGGCUGAUCCUGUGGGUCUCAGCAUUCACUUCCUCCUUCCUGGACAACAUCCCUCUGACCACAAUGAUGGUCCGGAUAGUGGUCAGUCUCAGUCAGAACGAAGAGUUGGGUCUGCCACUGCAGCCACUGGUGUGGUCCUUGGCCAUCGGCUCUUGUCUUGGAGGAAACGGGACGUUGAUCGGAGCUUCCUCAAAUCUAGUCUGUGCCUGUGUGGCUGAAAGACAUGGAUACAAGUUCACCUUCAUGGAAUUUUCAAGAAUAGGGUUUCCUGUUAUGUUGUGGAGCCUUGUGAUCGCAACAGCCUAUCUGAUGUUAGCUCACGUGUGGCUGGGAUUCAAUGGUUAGAUACAUCCACAUCUGCCUUGCGU
This is a messenger RNA of Macrosteles quadrilineatus (aster leafhopper), 2525 nucleotides long. RefSeq names its product P protein-like. The transcript is spliced from 19 exons. Gene Ontology annotation, biological process: transmembrane transport. The record is from RefSeq and is a predicted model, not a curated record. Gene Ontology annotation, cellular component: membrane. The coding region runs from base 25 to 2502 and encodes 825 amino acids. Lineage: Eukaryota; Metazoa; Arthropoda; Insecta; Hemiptera; Cicadellidae.